AUGAGGUGGAGCAUCAAAUCCCGCCAUCAGCUGCACCAGUGGCAGCUCUGGCUCUCUCUUGAGCGAGGGGCAGACGCGCAGCAGCACCUCCUCUCCGAGUCCCAGCGCCAGCUCUGCUGUGACGCCAUGCAAGGUACGCUAGUUACGAUCUCACGCUUGCAGCGCUCCGUCGCGGAUUCCCUCGCCACCGUCAAGCCUCGGUUCGAGGAGGAGUAUUUCGAGCCGCGCACCGGCUACUCGCUCGACCUGGCGCUGCCCUCGUCACGCGUCGCGAUUGAGGUGGAUGGCCCCUUUCACUUUCUCCUGCCCGACGACCGGGGCGUGCGCAAGCCCAACGGGCCAACGCUGCUCAAGCGGCGCCUCCUCGCGGCGGCUGGCUGGAGGGUGAUCAGCGUUCCUUUCUACGAGUUGGACGGCUUGACGCCCGUUGAGCGGCAAACCUACAUGGAGAGGGCGGCCGCCCCGCUGUAG
Emiliania huxleyi CCMP1516 is the source of this 471-nucleotide messenger RNA. RefSeq lists its product as hypothetical. The record is from RefSeq and is a predicted model, not a curated record. The transcript has a single exon. NCBI's taxonomy places the organism in Eukaryota, Haptophyta, Isochrysidales, Noelaerhabdaceae. Bases 1 to 471 code for a protein of 156 amino acids.